AUGGACGGAAAGCGGGACGACGACGGCGGGGCUGUAGAGUAUAGCGAAGACCUCCGUGACGGGGAUGGCGAUCCCGGGGAGGACGGGUACGACGAUGACGGGUCUGGCGAGCCUUUCGAGCCGGAAAUUGUGGGAGUUCCGACGUAUGACGGGGCGUACACGCAGUAUAACAUUUACGGAAAUAUGUUCGAGGUUACUGCAAAGUAUGUGCCGCCUAUUCGGCCAAUCGGACGUGGAGCCUACGGAAUUGUGUGUUCGGCCAUCAACUCGGAGACUCAGGAGGAGGUGGCGAUCAAGAAGAUCGCCAAUGCCUUCGACAACCGGAUCGACGCCAAGAGAACGCUUAGGGAAAUCAAGCUGCUGCGACACAUGGACCACGAGAACGUGGUGGCUAUCAGGGACAUCAUCCCUCCUCCAGCGCGUGACACAUUCAAUGAUGUCUACAUCGUGUAUGAGCUCAUGGACACAGACCUGCACCAGAUCAUCCGGUCUAACCAGCAACUGACUGAGGAUCACUGCCAGUACUUCCUCUACCAGCUACUGAGGGGCCUCAAGUACGUGCACAGCGCCAAGGUGCUUCACCGCGACCUCAAGCCCUCCAACCUGCUGCUCAACGCCAACUGCGACCUCAAGAUCUGUGACUUUGGGCUCGCCAGAUCGGCAGAGGAGAGUGACUACAUGACAGAGUAUGUGGUAACCAGAUGGUACCGUGCCCCAGAGCUGCUGCUCAACAGCAAGGCGUACACGGCAGCCAUCGACCUGUGGUCCGUGGGAUGCAUCUUCAUGGAGCUGCUGAAUCGCGAGCCGCUGUUCCCCGGCAAGGACUAUGUGGACCAGCUGCGCCUCAUCACCUCCAUCAUCGGGUCUCCAGACGAUUCAGACAUCUCGUUCCUCGAGAGUGACAACGCGCGCCGCUACGUGCGCUCGCUGCCCUUUGUGCGCAAGCAGCCCCUCGCCGCGCGCUUCCCCAACAUGGCGCCCCUUGCUCUGGAUCUGAUGGAGCGGAUGCUGCUCUUCGACCCCGCCAAGCGCAUCACAGCGCAAGCAGCCCCUCACCGCUUGCUUCCCCAGCAUGGCUCCUCUCUCUGGAUCUCAUGGAACGGAUGCUGCUGUUUGAUCCCGCCAAGCGCAUCACAGCCCCUCGCAUUGCACUACCCCAACAUGGCUCCCCUGGCAUUGGACCUGAUGGAACGGAUGCUGCUGUUUGAUCCUGCCAAUUUGAGAAACGCAUAUUUACCCACCUGUGGUGCGGGAACAACCCAGUGUGCCAUGCAUCCUUCUCUACUCCCCCCUACCCGAUAUCUUGCCCUCACUCUUCUCCCUCCCCAUUCUUCCCCAUCUGCCCAUUCUUCCCCAUCUGCCCAUUCUUCCCCAUCUGCCCAUUCAUCUCCAACCGAGGAGGGUCUAGGCCUCUUCUACCUGGCAAGUCUGCAUGACAUCAGCGUCGAGGCAGUGUGCCAUGCGCCCUUCUCUAUCCCCCUCUACCCCACUUCUCGCUGUCGCUCUUCUCAUUCCCCAUUUCUUUCCCAUCGCUCCCAUGCACUUCCCGUGGAGGAGAGUCUAGACCAUCCCUACUUGGCGAGUCUGCAUGACACCAGCAACAAGGCAGUGCGCCAUGCGCCCUUCUCUCUUCCGUUCACUAUCCCAACCUCUCCCUCACUUUCGCAUCUGGUCCCUAUUCUUCCUCAUCUGCCUCAUUCACCUCCAGAGAGUCUAGACCAUUCGUACCUGGCGAGUCUGCACGACAUCAGCGAUGAGCCGGUGUGCCAUGCUCCCUUCUCUCCCCUUCACUAA
Closterium sp. NIES-65 is the source of this 1794-nucleotide messenger RNA. Lineage: Eukaryota; Viridiplantae; Streptophyta; Zygnematophyceae; Desmidiales; Closteriaceae. The record is from the annotation of a GenBank genome assembly.